GUCCAGCAGCUGUUGGUGAGUAAAGAUGGAGGACCCACCUGAGCCGCAGGUUAAAGAGGAAGAGGAGGAACGGUGGGUCAGUCAGGACGGAGAGCAACUUCAAACCCUGGAGGAGGAGGAUAUCAUCAAGUUCACAUUCACUCCUGUCCUGAAGAGUGAAGAUGAUGAGGAGGAGGAGGAACCUGAGUCCUCACAGCUUCAUGAAAAUGAAGAAGAGGACAGAGACACAGAGGGUUUGAAAACAGAACAGAACACUAACGUAGAAAGUCGUUUACACUCUGAGUCUGAGACUGAUAACAGCUGUGACUGGGAGGAGGCCAGAGAACCCCAGCCGGGUCUGAGGGAUAAAGACAGCUCCUCUGCUUGUGCGUCAGGCUCUGACCUAAAGGAAGAUCUGCAGAAACACAAAGAAAUCCAGACCAAAGAGAAACCGUUCAGCUGCUCCGUUUGUAAAAAAUGUUUCCCAAGGAAAGGAGAGCUUUCGAUUCACAUGAGGACCCACACCGGAGAGAAACCCUUCAGCUGCUCCGUCUGUGCUCGAAGUUUCACACAGAAGUCACAUUUGGAUUCACACCAACAGGUUCACACGGGAGAGAAACUCUUCAGUUGUUCGGUUUGUGCCGCACGCUUCCUGCGCAAAGCCGACUUAGACAUUCACAUGCGGACUCACACAGGGGAGAAACCGUUCAGCUGCUCCGUGUGUGGGAAAAGAUUCGCACAUAACAACAUGAGGAAACACAUGAGAACCCACACAGGGGAGAAACCGUUCAGCUGUUCCAUAUGCGGGAAAGGAUUCGGACAACACGAUAACCUGAAGCGACACUCCAUCGUCCACACGGGGGAGAAACCCUUCAGUUGUUCCAUAUGUGGGAAAAACUUUGCAAGGAAUAAUAUGAAGAAACACAUGAGGACCCACACGGGGGAGAAACCCUUCAGCUGUCCGUUCUGUGGGAAAGGAUUCGGACAGCACGACACCUUGAACCGUCACAUGAUCGUCCACACGGGGGAGAAACCCUUCAGCUGUGAGAUUUGUGGGAAAAGAUUUGCGCAGAGCACGACUCUGAAUCGUCACUCGGUCGUGCACACCGGAGAGAAACCGUUCGGUUGCAGUGUGUGCGAUAAAAGAUUCACUCAGCUUGCAAGUCUCAACAAACACAAGUGUAAAGGGGGAGCUUUGUCUUAGACGUGUUUCCAACAUAUUAGCUUGAUGCUAAAUUGAGAUUUCUUUGACUUAGGAUGCACCGAACAGGAUUGAUCACAUCUCCAUUUCAUUAAUUAUAUAUUUGACAGAUCUUUUCCUGUUCUCGUGGACUGACCUUAUGGGUGAAGUUUAACUUACAACAAAUCUGCAUCCAGUUGUUUUUAUUUUGGGAAGGUUUGAUCAAUACAUUACAAGUAAUCUACUAUGUUCAUUCCAGAGUUCACGGUAGACUUUUCUUAUGUUGGUGAUAUUCCAGAAUUCCAGCCAUAAACAAUAACUGUCGGACAUCCGCUCUGAAAGCCCGAUCUGCUUAAUAACUUACAUUUACCAGCAAUACAACACUAAAAACACUAACACUUGAAAUGAAUCAAUGAAUAAAUAAUAUGAUGAAGCACCGGGGGACAGCGUGUCGAUGCCGACCUGCUGCAUGGAGAAAGAGGGGGAGAGAGAGAGAGAGACUGUAUUGUAGUGUAACGGAUCAGCAGGCCUGGACUUUCUUUUCUUAAAGUGCAGUUUGAAUAAUCUGGUUUACAUCCACAUGGACAUUAUAGAGCGCUUCAUCAUCUAAUAAGCACUGAAGUUUGAGAGCCCCAUACUGUCCCUCUAACCUGAGCCUCCUCUGGUCCGGGGGCCAACAGGCGUGACCUGCCGUGUCUGUCCGGUGUCCUCCGUGCGCCUCUGCACCAAACUCUGCGUGUCAGUAACGGGUGAAUGUUUGGUAACAUCCUCUGCACACUGCUGAAGGGAGUAAUCCACGUGCACGCUAUCAGUCCCCUUUAAGUGUUUUGGAAGGUGACCAUCACCGAGUAUGUUUUGAUAUUCAUAUCUCAUCAUGCUGGGAGGCUACACUUGAUUAAAGGUGACAUAUUCUGCUCUUUUUCAUCAACAUAUAUUGGUCUAAGAGGUCCCCAAAACAUGUCUUUAAAGUUUAUGCUCAUAAAAACACUUUGAAAUCAGAUUUUGGUCUGCCUGAAAACCCCUCUUCUUCAGCCCUGCUCAGAACAGGCUGUUUUCUCUCUGACCACGCCCCCUCAGGAAGUGGGUGUGGCCUCGGCUGUCCAGCACGUUGAUCUAAUGUUUACAUGUUGGCUGAAUAUACACGGCUGCUCACAGACCCGCGUUACUUCAACCCUCUGAAUCUGAUCCAGAAUCUGAUCCUGACGGAGAGGCGCCUGCAGCAGGACCUUUCUGAACCAUUGGUCACAGAUUUAGUGUUUCUUGUUGUUUUAUUUGUCAGCAUGUCGACGUGUGUCUUGGUACACAGCUACCAACAUGUAGCUAUGUGGCUAUGCUAACUAGCGCUAGCACUUAUCCAUGAAAACUAAAAAUCCUCCACUAGAUCUUCAAAUCUGCAGACGUGGGGAGUCAAAGCGACCUUUGUGUUUAUUAAGACAGCCUACAACUAGCAUGCCUCCCUCCUAAGCUCCUUGUUAGCACACAUGUGUGCAGGGAAUGAAAACGGAGGAGGGGUUGAGUUGUAUUUUAUACAGUCUAUGGGCUGAACAAGCUCCGAGCUCUGACUUCCUGUUACAGACCGGAUGGCGUUGUGACGUAUGAAAAACACUGAAAACUGAAACGGCUGGUUUCAGCACACAUUUACAGAAAGGUGGAGAAAUCAGAACAGGGGCAGAAUGGAGUCUUUGACUUUUCAGGGGGUUUGUAGACAGGGACACAGAUUUCAGGGAGAGGACCAUUAAAAAGUCCAUUCUGCAUGAUGUCACCUUUAAACUCUUCAUAAAGCAUCAUAACCUUCUGUGAACGUGUCAAAGUAAGACCUGUGGUUAUACAAAUCUUCACACGUCCGUCAUCAGUGUUGAAGCGUUCUCCUGAUGUUUCUGAGCGUUCAGGUCCGACUGUUUUCUCAGUGCCGCUGUCAGUCAGUGAACGUGACGUGUGGCGUUCAGGUAACACUCAAAAAAAAUCAGCUGCUUCACGGCACGGUCAUGAACGAAUGUUGGUGUGUGAAAGUGUAGACUCCAAAUAUAAGACUAGUCCACUUUUUUCACACGCAGUUUAAAGGGAAACCCUCAGCUUACAUUAUGAACAGUAUGGUUCUUUAUAUUUGGUAUUUUUACCACCGGACAUUUUGGCUGAUGAUGUCUCUACAUGCCGGACAACUGCAGGUGAAACUUGCAGCCUCUUUAACUUUCUAUUUACAGUGAAACUGAGACUGGAAUCAUUAUUCUCGAUUAUUCACUACCAUGUUAUUUACUAGAACUGUUCAAUGACAGCAGAAAAGCAGAAAAAUGUAAAUAUUGAGACAUAAAAGUGGUUGUAUAGUUAUAAUAUUUCAGAUGUAACUCUUGUUGCCUUAAAG
This is a messenger RNA of Notolabrus celidotus (New Zealand spotty), 3518 nucleotides long. RefSeq names its product gastrula zinc finger protein XlCGF17.1-like. Gene Ontology annotation, biological process: negative regulation of transcription by RNA polymerase II; regulation of cytokine production; regulation of immune system process. The transcript has a single exon. The coding region runs from base 26 to 1183 and encodes 385 amino acids. Lineage: Eukaryota; Metazoa; Chordata; Actinopteri; Labriformes; Labridae. The record is from RefSeq and is a predicted model, not a curated record.